AUGGUUUUUGACGUUAGUGCAACAAUGACGCCGUAUUUUACUUCCGGGGAAGUUGUGAAGGGCUUUGGACGUGGCUCGAAGGAUCUGGGCAUUCCGACGGCAAAUUUUCCUGAUACCGUUGUGGACGGACUGCCGGAGAAUUUUGGAACGGGAGUUUACUACGGUUGGGCACAAGUUGGCGGAAGUGAUGUUCACAAAAUGGUGAUGUCAAUCGGAUGGAAUCCGUAUUAUAAAAACACCAAAAAGUCGAUGGAAACUCACGUAAUUCAUCAGUUCAAAGAAGAUUUUUAUGGAUCUAUCCUGAAAGUUGUGAUCACUGGCUUUAUACGUGGAGAACGGGAUUUUAAAUCCUUAGGUUAUCAAGGCGUGAUCAUUUUCGAUCCGCCAAGUGUUCCCGAGUGGAAUUGCUUCUGCGGAGAUGGAACCGGAAUCAUCGUCAACCCGGAGCAAGAAGAAAUCGAACUCGACUUCGACGAGAACGAGUCGCUCAAGUGGUGUCGCAACUCAGAGUCAGACUGCCGAAUUGAAGAAUUUAAUCGAUCGCUUGAAGCAAUUAACGGGAGAUACUCUGGAAAUUCUCGCCUUCCAACUAUACAAGUUUUGGUAAGCUGGGACAUCGUUGGCCUUGUUUAUGAAUGCCUAGACUUGCUGCGAUUGUCCCGGAAUGUUUCCGAUGGCGUCGCAAGCUGGCUGCAUCAAUUGAUCGUUGAACUGGGACCAAGAGAUCAUCAGUUUUCCGCGAAAGCGAAGAAAUCCGGAGUGAAAUUGUCAUGCUUGGUACUGAAGAAUGUAAUCUUCGAAUCGAAAAACUUCGUGCCUAUUUUGAAGACGUUCAAGUUGUACAGCCGCGCAGUUGGUACUUGUCGCAAUGUGCUGAGCAGGGAGCAGGCAGUUACUUUACUCGCGCAAGUCCUUACGUCGGACGGAAAGCGGCCACCGCUUCACAUAACCCUGACACUGGAGACUUUGUCCAACAUGUGCAAGCAAAAAGCGUUGUGCCAAGAAGCUGUCAAGUGCGGGGUUGCUUCCACUGCCGUGAAGAUAUUGCGCUCUUGGCAGUUCGUGGAAUUACAGGAACAAAUCAAGCUGUGCCGCUCCGCGUUGUCCGUUCUUAAUCGUCUCGCAUCCUCAGGCAUUGGGGCUACACCGAUAAAAAGAGCAGGUGGCUUGGAUGUCGUAGAGAAGUUCCUUGACACGUGUCCUGCUGAGCCUCCGGUUUAUGACCCGUUGCUAUCGAAAGCAGCGGAAUUGUACCAUUACCUGGCAACAAAGAAACCUUUGCCGAUUCAGUCUCUUCGAGGUCCUUUUAAAUUUGCGGAUAAGCAAGCUGUUUUGUCGUACAUUGAGGAUGAUUCCAGAUCUAGUGACACAGCGCGUGUGGAGGAAUCUUCCUCCGGUUCGGAACUGGAUCCUGCUUCGGAAGGAAUUGAAACUACUACCCGCAGUGGAUCCAACCGUCAGCCAUGCUUUCUAUUGGUUUCCUCGAGCACUUUUCAAAGAAAUAGUCCCGAGAUCAUGGGGUUUUCGGAUUUCUUCGGAGAGAUGAGCAUCAAGGACUUGCGGUUGGUCGAACCUUUGGCCGCACCGUGGGGUUCCGAUGUGAUUUCAACGAAGAAGCAGAUGAUCCUCAAGUUCAGAGAAAAAGCAGGAUAUACGGUAGACCUUGGAGAAAUCAAUCUGAAAUCUGAGAGGACCCCAGUGAAGCUUUCAUCUGCCUCGACGCAUCUGCAUUUCACAAAAGACGGAAAGGUGACGCCGAUUCUCACUCAUGCUCCUCAGCGGAAAGCGUCGAUUGAGUUGACUGAAAAACCUCCCGCGGAGAGCGUUCCCAUAAACGGGGUCCUUACUGCAGAAAGAUACGGAGAAGAGGCAUCGAAAGUUCGCAGCGUUGUGCCGUUUGUAAAAUUCGCAUUCCCGGAUUUUUGUUCGGACGUUCCGUGUUCGAGGCCUUUGGAGCGACUGUACGAUAAAGAUCGGACUGUUUGCAGGGAGAAGCUCGUUACCGUGGUCAAACGGAUGUCGGGUGAAAUGUGGAAGCCGCAGGUCGUUUAUGAUUUGGAUACGCUGGCGAAAAAGGAAUUCAAGGAUUUCGACCCUGAGGAUUUGACGCCGAUUCGAGAACGUCAAUUGUCGAAUGACGACCUGUCGGUUAUUACAAAACUGAACGCCUCAAAAGUUGUUCCGGACAAAAAUUCUUUGCUUCAGUUUGAAUCCCGGUUUGAAUGCGGUAAUCUCAGACGAGCCAUCCAAGUUGGACCGCGGGAAUAUGACCUGUUCGUGAGUCCUGAUCUGGGAACAAGUGACCACCAUAUGUGGUUUUAUUUCCAAGUUUCUGGGAUGCUGCCGAAUGUGUCGUACACGUUCAACAUUGCGAGCUGCAAAAAAUCCAACUGUCAAUUCAAUUUUGGAAUGAAGCCCGUCUUGUUUUCUGUCGCCGAGCACGUCGCUGGAACGAAAUCUGGCAGCGGAUACGUUUGGGAACGAGUAGGUACGAACAUCUGCUACUUCACAAACCAGUACGCGGAUACAGGAAAGAAAAACAGCGGCGACUCCGUAUCCGGUUUCAGGUCGGCGUCUUUCACAGUUACCUUCAAGCACGCCAACGACAUCUGCUACAUUGCUUAUCACUAUCCUUACACGUACACUGCCUUGAGAUGCCAUCUAGAAAUGUGGAAAGAGAAGGCGAGUCAGAGUCCUGGUGUAUAUAUCUCGCGCCAGAUUUUAUGCAAAUCCGAAGCAGGGAAUCCUGUGCCUUUGCUCACCAUCACCGAUUUGGAGAAAAGUGAUAAGCGGCAGUAUUGCGUUUUAACUGCCAGGGUGCAUCCAAGCGAAGCGAAUUCCAGUUGGCUGAUGAAAGGUGUUGUGGACUACUUGCUCAGUGACACUCCCGUUGCAAAGGCUCUGAGGAAGGGCUACGUUUUCAAAAUCAUCCCCAUGCUCAAUAUUGAUGGAGUAGUUAAUGGAAAUGGAAGAUGUUCGCUUUAUGGCGAAGAUUUGAAUCGGCGCUGGAAAUCGCCGGACCCUACUCUUCAUCCAUCGAUUUAUGCUGCGAAGGGUCUGCUGGCGUACCUGACUCAUCAAACAACAAUGCCUCCGUUCCUUUUCUGUGAUUAUCACGGACACGCACGUUACAAGAAUAUAUUCAUUUAUGGCUGCAGUCCGACGCUGUCUUGGAAUAAAUCCGACGUGAAUACCAUGGCACGUGAUUCGCUGGAAUACCAGGGAUUUCCUCUGGCCAUGCAACACUUGUGCCCGUCCUUCUCCUUGGAAAAGUGUGAUUUUACUGUGGCUCGUGAUCGAGAAGCUACAGCUCGUGUCACCGUUUGGCGUGAAUUCAACAUUCCUCGUUCGUACACAUUGGAGUCCACGUAUUGCGGCUGUGCGGAAGGUCCUUACAGGGGUUACCACAUCGGGAUCAGGGAGCUGAAAGAGUCUGGUGCGAAGUUUUGCGAGGCAAUUUACUGCUUGGACGACAAGGGAAAACCUCGGCUGCAUUUGCGGCCGGGCGUCGACCGCCGAUUGCCGGCCAUCCAGCAGGAGAACGGACCUGAAUGCGUCUGGGAAGAACUGGCGUCUCCAAUCGACAUCGGAAGCUCUUCGUCUUCGGCAUCGUCUGAUUCAGAAAGUUCAGAAGCGGAAGAUGGGGCCUAACUUCUAACUCGACAAACUGCUCAUUUCAUCGCACCGUUGUGAAACUCAAAUUUGUGCUUAUUUCAACUCUUCCUAAGUAUUUCUUAAAUUUGCGGUUUCACUUGACAAAAAAACAACCACCUAAUUGGAUGUGGUGAACCCUGUGUUCAUAAUUGCUGAUCGCUUUUGGCAUUGAUUCAUAAUUACCGUUUUUGAAUUUUAAUCCGGAGUAGAAUAAAACGGGUUUCGCAAUGGUGGUGGUUUAUUUUUUAUCGUGCA
Molecule: messenger RNA, 3909 nt
Organism: Notodromas monacha
Lineage: Eukaryota; Metazoa; Arthropoda; Ostracoda; Podocopida; Cyprididae
Source: the annotation of a GenBank genome assembly